AAUUAUACUAUUCUUACAUGAAAUAUUAUCUCAAAAAUUUGGUUUCAGUCCUUGUAAAAUUUAGAAUAUAGGAAGUUCAGAGAUAGAACAAAAUGAAGCUAGGUAUUUUGUUAUGUCUAUGCCUGCUGCUCGCAAUCCUUUCGGAAGUACAAGGUUGCCAUCCUUUGAAAAAAUGUCGCAAAGGCAAAAAACCAGGUGGAGGUCACGAUGAUAACUGCGAUGAUGACAACGACCAAGGCGACGUGGGUCCUCAAAAAGGUCCUUUCGGGGGUCCCCGGGGUCCUCGAAGAAAACGUCAAAUACCGAUUGACCCAUUCACAGAAUUUUUUGUCAAUUGCUUAGGAAGAUAUCAGUUAAACAGUGUUUAUGAUCUCCCCACAAUCGUUGAUUUUACCCUUCGAAAAACGAGCUGGUUUGGAAAAACAAGUGAACAGUAUUGCGCUGGGGAUGCAGUCGAUUGUUGGCGAUUUAUGAUCAAUUCUUAUUUGACCGAAAAUUCUCAAUUUUCAACGCCAGCGAAGAAUUGCAUAGAAGAAUAUGGAACAACCAAGGGACGUACAGCAAGUUAUCCAGACUCUGGCAAGGGCGUCAACAAUGCUGGUCAGAAUCAAGGUACUCUUCCUGUGAGCGCCUCACAAUUCUCUUCCCUCUUAUCAUCGCGUUAUCGACCGAGAGAUCCGGAAGAUCGUUCCGUUGAUAAUGUUAACUCUCUCGUGAAAUUUAUAACUGACGAAGUUGGAUGCGCUUUGGAUUUCUGUGAUUGUGAAAACGUCAGAGUUCCAACGGACGAAAAUUGCGGACAAAAUUGGUAUACGAGGAUUGCUGCUAUAACAACAACUUCUAGUGAUUUGAGGCCGGUCAUUGUAGAAGUAGUCAACGACGUUCUUCAAGAAGCAAUCGCUCCGACGGGAGGUCCAGCUACCACUCCAUUCACUCUUCCAUUUACUCUCACACCUCCAAUCCCAAUAUUUUUUCUGACUCGACCCCCAAUACCACAGGGUUGUGGAGCCUUGCCACGACCCGCAAUUGGACAAUUGAGUUGUACCAACGCUUUCCAAGCCUAUUCCCAAUGCGAUAUCAUAUGCCCCGGGAAUUUUAGACGAGUCGGAUCAAUUUCUACAUGUUUGUGUCUUAGCGCUUUCGGCGGAUGUCAGUGGAGUGGAAAUCUACCCACAUGUCAAUUAUCACCAACAUCAAGAACACCCAAUAUUUUACAAUCAAUAAUUCUGUAUAGACUGCUUGUUACAACAGAAAAAACAGGAGUCGAUUGUACUGAUCCUAAGAAUGCAGACAAACCAGAAUGCAUUGACUGCGCUGAUCCUAGUAAUUUUGACAAACCAGAGUGUGUUAUUGACUGCACUGAUCCUAGAAAUGCCGAAAAAACAGAAUGUAUCGACUGCACUAAUCCUAGUAAUGCUGACAAACCAGAAUGUAUUGACUGCACUGAUGAGAAAAAUAUUGACAAACCGGCAUGCAUCGAUUGCUCGAAUUCAGCAUACGCUAAACACCCAGAGUGUAGAAAUGUGGGAUAAAAAAUGAAAAUACGAAAACAAAGCAAUUGCGUAAUUUGAUUACACUGCGGUACCAUUUUAAACACCAUCAAUGAAUAAUUUGGUACACUAUUUGUUUUCGUCUUACAAGAAUGUAUUUACUUUAUUUGGGGACAUAAUAAUAUUGUAGAGUUCCAUUACAUUUGAACCCACGCUAUACUAACCCUAACUCGUGGGUUUUAGCGCCCGCAUAUAGAUUGAUAUACACAUGGGUUCAAAUGUACGGUCACCAUAUUGUAUACUAGAGAUUGAAAGCUGCAUAGAGCAUAUGAGGAUAUAACUUCAAUUUACAAAAUUAAUAUAUCUGUUUAUCGAGUCUGUAAUAACGGAAAAGAUUAUCUAUAUUAAUAAAUAUGUGGUAAAGUCUCACUAAAAUCAAAGAUAAGGUUUACUAAUUCACCUAUUUAUUUUUUUAUAUUUCACUUUGUACAUAAGCAUGCUAAUGAGUUUAUUGUUAUUUAUUUUAUAUCAUUAUGAGUUGUGGAAUAGAAAUAACAAGAAAUAGUUGCUGCCAAAUUGCAAUCACAUACAAAAUCGCGAGUUUUUCAUAAAAAGGGUUCUAAAAAUGGGCUCAUAUCUUGCCAAGUGAAGUCGUAAUCUGCAUGCAAUAUUUUAACACCUUACCAUUAUUAAAGUACUCUUAUUGGAAUUGCAAUAAAGAAUAGGAGAUGAAACAAGUCAGCAAUAAUCAAUGUAAGUACUCCAAUGUCAAAAAAAGUUGUUCAAGACUCCG
Molecule: messenger RNA, 2283 nt
Organism: Styela clava
Lineage: Eukaryota; Metazoa; Chordata; Ascidiacea; Stolidobranchia; Styelidae
Source: RefSeq, a predicted model, not a curated record